This is a messenger RNA of Cyphomyrmex costatus, 841 nucleotides long. RefSeq names its product malectin-A. The coding region runs from base 1 to 828 and encodes 275 amino acids. The record is from RefSeq and is a predicted model, not a curated record. Gene Ontology annotation, cellular component: membrane. The transcript is spliced from 4 exons. Lineage: Eukaryota; Metazoa; Arthropoda; Insecta; Hymenoptera; Formicidae. Gene Ontology annotation, molecular function: carbohydrate binding.
AUGACAGCUCUAAGAAUGCGGUUGCCAACGUGGAACGAUGACUUCCCGAUUUUCUUACUGUUGCUGCUCGGUGUGCUCGCCUCUGGCUCGUAUUGCUUUGAGGUGAUAUAUGCGAUUAACGCGGGUGGCGAGGCGCACACGGACAGCAACGGGGUACAUUAUGCCAGGGAUCCUCUAAUGGGAAAAUAUAUCGGCACGGCCUCCGAUUAUGGUAAGCAGCUCAUCAUCGGGCGUAUCAGCGACAUAGAUCAGAUAUUAUACCAAACCGAGCGUUACCAUCACAACACUUUCGGAUACGACAUCCCGAUCAGCCAGGAUGGGGAUUACGUUAUGAUACUUAAGUUUUGCGAGGUGUACUUCAACUCGCCAAACAUGAAGGUCUUCGAUGUCGUGUUAAAUGGUGAUCAUACUGUAGUCACUGAUUUGGACAUCUUCGAGAGAGUUGGUCGAGGUGUUGCACAUGAUGAAUACGUAUCGUUUAAGGUACUGGGUGGAAAAUUAAUAUACAAUGAUGAAGAAUCAGACAUUCUUGGUGGGAAGAUAAGAGUAGAAUUUAUAAAGGGUUAUAGGGAUAAUCCAAAAAUAAAUGCUAUAGCUGUUGUGAAAGGUGUUUUGGAUGAUGUUCCACAAUUAGGACCGAUACCGCCUGAUCCAGAGGACUAUCAAGGUAUGCAGGAAGAAGAGGAAGAAACUGAUUUGCGAAGUAGACAUACGAGUGGGCCAAGGACUCCUGACCCGUACUUGAUAGACGAGUCGCCUGUAUUGUUACCUGUUUUUGUAGCCAUCGGCGCUUUUAUUCCAUUAUUGUUCUGUUUAUGUAAAUUAUAAGCUGAUACACGUA